CAGAUUUCCCCUGUCCAAUUCAUUAGUCAGUUGCCUGUGUAGUGAGCGAAGUGUUGUGUACACCAUCACGCCAGUGCUUAUAGGCCGUCGAGUGUUAGAUUUCUCUGACAAUGCUCUUCCAUGUGCUGGCUGGGCUGCGGGAGCUGUUGCGCCAAGUGGAGGCGACGUUGCCGCGCGGCCGGCGCUUCCUAACGCAGCAGCUGGACUCUGCGCUGGCGCUGGCCGAGCGCACGGCGAUGGUCGUGUCCUUGAGCCCCGCACUGCCGCCCAUGCCCGCCGUCCCUCAAGACGAUCAAGGUCAAGUCGGUGUGAACGAGACCAACUUGUUGCCAUCGACAUUUAGCCGCCUUUUCCUCCUUCUGCCUCAAACUCUGGUGAUUUUUACAACAAUGAUGGUGGUCGUAAUUGGACUGCUGUUAUCAGCGCCAGUGUAUACCAUGCACGUCGUCUGGCGCGGGACAAAUUUCCGGUGGUCAGGAAGAAUCGUCGAACAGAGACCUUCAGGAAUAGUGCUAUGGCUGCGUUCAAGAAGGUUGUUGCUGCGACAUCACGGUCUUGAGGAUGCUCGCCAACUUCCGGCCCGUGACCAGGUCCCAAUGCAUGCGGACAUCGGUGUCGGUCCAGCGGAAAGUAAUUCCGAAGAUACGCCUGUCCUGUCAGAGCUGGUCGAGUCAGGGUCACAAGAUGCGUCAGGAUCCCAGGCCGUCCAGGGGGCUGAUCGUUUGUCACAAGGGCUUCUCUCCGGAACGGAUUCUCCCUUGCUCACUACUAGCCCGGACUCUGCCUCGUUCAACGCGGACUCCCUGGCCUCCCUCCGGAUGUCGGACUCUCCGCUUGCCCACCACGACCCGCCGCCUGGCGCGCUGCCGUCGUACCUUUUGUCCUCGGCCUCUUCCUCUUCGGUGUACAUCACCUCUGCGGCGUCGGCCACCUGGUCGCGGUCGCCUUCUCCCAAAUCUUCGGAUUCGGAGGCCAUUUCCGCUCACGCUCUUUCAUCUCGAGCUGUGCCGUCUUCGCCGCGAUCUUUGCAGGCUCCCUCGGAAUCGGCAGCGCCGCGUUUGUCUCCCCGACCGCCCUCGCGCAUUCCUGUCCCGAUCGGUCGACUACUCUCUCCAGCUUCUCGCGAACACGGAGGGGAAAUGGUGAACCUGGUUUCCGGUGGCAGAGGACAGUCGACGCCUGGGCAUUCUCAGUCGCAUACGUGGCCACUGGAUUCUUCUGAAAGAGGGUUUACGUCAGCUGGAACGGCUUCACACCUGCACGGUUCCGAAGUUUCUAGUGAUGAAUUACAAGGACUAACGUCCGGUAGCGGUGAAUCUGUAGACAGGGUCGGGGUUUCUUCUGGCAUCGAGGCCACGUUUUUUGGGAGUGGUAACCCUUCCCGAGACAUAGACGAGCCGUCAUCGAGCCAAUCGUGCGAAUCUCCCGUAAAACUUUCUCCGUCCCGAAGACAAUCGCCUGGCCGACCGCGUACAUCUCUUCAAUUACAACUUUCCCCCGCUGCGGCACCACAUUCGAGACAAGAAAUGCCAUUGGUCGGUAUUGCGAGCGAGCCUUCUUCACAGACGGAUUCGUGUUCUGAAAUGGAAACUACCACUACCAUUCUAGAAAGCUCUGAUAUCGAACUCGGAUCUCGGUCGUCGGUACCGUUCGUAAAUUCGGAAAUGCGAGCCUUGUCGUUAUCGAAUAUCGGACCUGAAAUGCUAUUAAUCUUACUUGAGGCUCCUUCAUCGACCGACAAGUCGCGAUCUCCUUCGCCAGGACAGUCCGUAAUGGCGCCUGCACCACAACCACUUUAUUCCCUCCCCAUUUCGCAAAGAUCUCGACUUCCGCCAAAUGAUUCAUCUUCAGAUGAAGCCCCUUCAAGAAGUGAACAGCUCGUUACUCCAGAAUCCUCUUCUCCAGCCCGCCUGCCAUCUUCUCAAACAAGCGGGCGCCGCGCUUCACCAGGAUCAAGGCCAGUGCCUCGAGACGUCCAUACACUAUCAACGGGACGUCUCGCUACACCGGAAACGUCGCCAACCCGCCAGCGACCCUCGCCAAAAAAAGAGCUUUUCCCUACCACGGAGACGACUCCAGGUCGCAAACUCUCUCCGGCAAGCGGCAGCAUAGGUUCACGAGGAUCAGCCUCUCCGGGUGGAGAGACGCUCACUCAAGCAAGCGAGCAUCUCACUACGCCAGACUCGUCACCAUCCCUCUCUCCAAACGCCAACGAACCCAUUUCACGAGGAUCUAGGUCACCCGCUCAGCAGUCGCCCUCUGCAACAAGCGGACGACUCGGUCCACAAGAACAAAUGUUUCUCAGUCCAGACUCGCCAUCACGGAAGCGUAAAUCUCCGCGUCGACGUCUAUCACCGAGCUUCGGAUCACCAUCUGGAGCCCGUGUAUUCCAAUUUCCUGAGCAGCAAUCGCUUUCUCCGUCGCGUCAAACCAAUGUUUCUCCGCGAGGAGAAAUUUCAGCUAAUAGUGGACCUCAGGCUCUACAAUAUAUUUCCCCACGUGAUUCGCGCUCUCCCAAAAGUGUUGCGCAACUUUCUCCGUUUGAAUCAGGUUCACGCCGUCGGGACCCCUCUCGGUCUCCUCCGACGAAGAGACUAUAUUCAGAGAGGGAUCUUCCUUCUCAAUCCAGUCCCUCCGAGCAGCCAUGUUCGUCAGAUUCACUUUCGCCUGCUACGAACAGUGUUCAAUCGCCACGCGCCGAAGCCUUGCCGACUUCCACGCAAGAAUCCAACCCUUCGCCGAAAAGCGCAAAAUCGUCGCACGAUUCUCCUUCCUCCUCCUCGCCAUACUCCGUACUCCAAUCUUUGUCCGAACAGUCGGGCCAUCCUUUUUCGCCUUCACUUCCUGGCGAAUCUCCCGGACUCCCGGUGGGGGCCGCUUCUGACCCUUCACAUAUGUUACGUCCCAAUCCUCAGCUCCAGUCUCCUGUGCGCGUGACGGAGUCGUGCUUUCGUAGUGUCCCUAUGAGUUCGCUGUCCUCUCCAAUAUUUUAUCCUCCUGACCCCUCGGUUCCCCAACCAAGCUCAUCUAGCCCGAGUGCCUCCACCAGCAACGCGUCACCCGAUUCUACUGCUAACCUUCAACGAUUCGCGCUGACGCGGGCCUCUUCCAGCACAUUUUCUCACUCCGCACACAUGAGCGGUCCAUCAACCUCCAACCAGAGCUGCUCCUCGCCUAGUACUUCAAGCCAGUCGGCGCCUGCCCGUCCCACUGGUUCAGCUUCGCGCGCUCGGCGCCCCGCCAGAUCUUUCGGCAUGACCCGAUGGCCACCGAUGGCUGAAUUGGCGGCGGCGGCAGCAGCAGCCACUGCUUCAUCGGGGUACGAGACUAUAGAAACAUCAGAAGAUACGUCCACGUGCGAGUCUUCUUCGCAUGGCAGCUACGGAGAGGAUUGCUCGUCCACUGCUGAUACGAGCGGUCCGGACUCGAUGGAAGCAGAUACCGAAAAUGCUGGGCGAACGCCUGGUGUGAGGCGUCAACUACCUGUGCAUAGUGCGUCACAGCCCGAGUUCUCGAGCAUACCCGCCCAGAAUGCAUCUUCAUCAAAACAGACAAACCAGCGUCCAGAAGGCGAAGUAGAUGCAGGGAUGCCAACUCCCAGCAGCAGUACCGCUACCUGGGUUCACCUCAGUCCGUCGAGGCUCGCCGCCUACGCGGCCAUAGGCCAAGGUCCAUCGCCGAACCACCCGAGCGGUUUCGUGCCCCUUGCGUGCCUCGCGGAGCCACUGGGCGACGCUGUUGACCCAGCCGAAUUUCCUUCAUUAGCCAGACCGCUUUUCCAAGACGAUGAACCUACAGAAAGGAUUGAAGGUACCGCGGAACCUUCGGGCUCAGCUGGCGGUUCCAGUUCUGUUCAGUCAUCGAAAGACCCCGCGGCCACAAACGACAGAUCUCCCGGACUCGAACACCCGGUUCCUGCAGACUCGACAGACGAGGUCUCGAGCGUAUCCGCUGACAGUGGAUCUCAAUCACAACCAGCCGACCGACGCACAGGAGGCGGGGUACCCUUGCAUGCAGAGAUGCAAUCUCCCAGCACCAGCACCAGGGUUUCCCCCAGUCCGUCGGUGCUCGCCGCUUACGCGGCCAUAGGACAGGGCCCGUCCCCGGACCAUCCAAGCGGUUUCGUGCCCCUUGCGUGCCUCGCGGUGCCACUGGGCGACGCUGCUGACCCAGCCGAAUUUCCUUCACUAGCCAGACCGCUUUUCCAAGACGAUGAACCUACAGGAAGGAUUGAAUGUACCGCAGAACCUUCAGGCUCAGCUGGCGGUUCCAGUUCUGGUCAGCCAUCGAAAGAGCCCGCGGCCACAAAUGACAGCUCUCCCGGACCCAAACCCCCGGUACCUGCAGACUGUAAACUUCCGGAGCCUGCAGAUUUCCCACAAAUAAAUAAACCUGUGGACGAAGCGGAAAUUCUUGACGCCAUGGAAGAGAGCUCACCCGCUGUCAGUGAUGAUCCUUCGACCAGGAACGAGACAGGUCCUUCUGCAGCCACUGGAGGUCCAACUGAAGGUUUCGGACCAGGGACAUCAAGUGGAGAUGGAGGUACAACAAGCAAUGAGCGGCGCCCGUCCGUUGUAGGAGUAGUGCUGAGCCUUGCAGACCUGGCCAGCGCUAUCUUAACAUCCUCAUCAACGGCGACAACGCCUACGCCGCCGCCGCUCGUUGCUCAGAGUGCAGAAGAGGUAGAUGUGGUUUCCAGUACCGUUUCUGAACUGCCGUCAUUUCCAGGGUAUUCUCCUUGGCCAACUGCUGAGCUGGCAGAAGAGGUGGAUGCAGCUUCCAGAACCCCUUCCGACCUGCCGUCGUUGUCUCCGUCACUGAACUUGUAUCUGGCAGUGAAUUUGCCUUUGCUUGCAGACGCGCUCGGUAUUGAAGCAGACAGAAGCAGCUGCGAAUCGAAAAAUUCCCAAGAAAUGAAAAAGGCCCACGAGGGAAGCGAUGGCACGAGCAGUGAAUUCAUAGGAAAACCUGGACGUGGCAGAUUGUGUCGUAGUGUGAGCAAAGAUGCAGAAUCAACAUCUAGUGUACCACUGAGCAGCCAUUCUUCUUUGGAGCUGACGGAAUUCAUAGAGAGUUCCGAGGAUGAUACUCCUAGCCACACCCAUGAGCAAUUGGAGGAUUUAGAAGAGACUGUAAUAGAACAUUCUUCGUCCCCUGGCUCGGGAGACCAACCAUCAAACAGCACUGAUUGGGCGAUGGUGCCAGCUAGUGAAUCUACUUCAAAUUUUUCGCGUGAUGAUGGCAACUGUACUAAUGAAGUUCCAAAAGAAUAGAAAUAUGACGACCGUCCAUGGGAAAUAAUUAUAGGAUGGAGAACAGAAUAUGGGAAGUAGUAAUUUUAUCUUGCAUUUAGUAGUCUAGCUUGAACCAUAUAAAACUUUUUAAACAACAUUUUAAUGCUAAUGCUCGGAUAUUUUAUUAAAAUGUGAAGGUUUUAAUUGAAAUUCAUAAAGUAAAGCAAACAAUAUAAACAUGUUGUACAGUUUCGACUAAUAUUCUUUGCAAAUAACGCCAAAAUGCAUCAGAAAUAUAAGCUUCAUAGUUUAAAUAAAAUAGAGAAAAUGCUAAAUUUUUAAAACCUAUUGACCCGCAAUGUUUUGUCAUCUUAUGGUGUUUAAUUUUGUAUUUCGUCAUAAAGGUAAAUUUUGUUUCUUUUGGAUAAUCUCUGUGGUGCAUUUGGAGUUAGUAUUAAAUCAAUUAUACCAAUUAAUGAGCACAUAGAUCUGUGAAUCGGACUGAUACAACAUGUUAAUAAUUGCACCCGCUGAAAAUGAAAAUAAAUGAUAAAGGAAUUAUAAUGUACCCCCAAAGGUAAUACCUCCGAAAAUAUUGAGCAUACUGUGUGGAAUACGUGUAGGACCAAGAAAACUUAAAAUGUUUACUUCCACGCCGGGUUCCUUACAAUUUUAUAACUUUUACCUUCCUUUAAUAAAGUUGGCACCUGAAGUGGAUGAGAAUAGUUUUGUACAUUCUUAUUAAUAAAAGAUUUUUUAAAGUUUUGGUAGAUAUUUGAUUUUUUAAUCCACUUAAACCCGAAAAAUUAGUUUCACUAACUUCAAGAUGCUACCACAAAAACUUAUUUCUUGUACCUGCAUUUCAAAUAUUUACAUCAAUUAUUGAAGAUUUUUGUGGGACAUAAAAUUAUAAAGGUUACUCUAAUUGUUUAGUUCCAAAACUAUUCCAAUGUUUAGUACUACAUGCAUUCUUUCACGCAAAAGAAAAGUAUGGGGCCUCAAAAAUUACCUUCAGGGUCUCUGCUCACCAGCGUUGCAUUAACGCUAUCUUAUGUGAAUCGGAGCGCUUUGUCCUUUCCGCAUAAGAUAGUGUUAAAUCUAAUCACGCCCGUCAAUGCAACGCUCGUAUAACACAGGCCUUGGUGUAAUGUCACUGUGGAAAGCAGCAAACUAUUUUAACUGUUCGUUUACUUACUUUUCUCAUCGCAGGGCCGGCACCGUGGUUCUGUUUCGGACGCUUGCGGAGCUCCUAGUGAAAACGGUGUCUGCGCUCACGCUCAAGUUUCCUUAAAACAAACUUGAAACUCGCUAAAGCAUUUUAAACAUUAUAUUCGAAUUUAGAAACAAUCUAAAAAGAUUUGAAAGUUAAAUAAAUGGAAAACUGGUUAAACCCGAAGAUAAACAAUCCUGCAAAACCAAUGGAAAUGGCAUAUAAAUCUUAAACCGCCAGUACGAAUUAUUUCAUUGAAAUGUAGAGAUGAGAGUCUCACGCAUACUGCGAAUAGCUGAUCAGCGCAACCAAAUUAGUAGUGUUAAUGGCUAACAAUAUUCAGUACAUUUGAAUUUUUAUUCGGUAUUUAGAAAGUGUGGCUGUCAGAUAGACGAAACAAUAAACUUGUUUGGACAACUUGUAUUUUUGACUUUUUUCAUUGUUUGUCGGUGAACCCUUGAUACAUAGAUGCCUGAGGGUGGGGGUGUUACUAAGAGUGAAUAUCAAAAUAAGUUGGCCUUUUUUUGUUCGGGAUAACCAGCUCACCCGUUCACUUCGGUCUCGAGCUCUCUUCCUUCAGCCCCACGGCUCUGACCAUGCGAUUGGUGUACUCUGAAAUGGACAGUUACGACAGCUUAGGCUACCAUUAUUUUCGGCACCAACGGUAUUUACUGGUUACAGACUUUUAUUUUGCGUGUUUAAAUGUAUGUAGUAUUUUGUGGUUUUAAAAUGGAAAAUACAGCAAUUAUAGGGACAUACCUUUUAGUGUGUUCCACACAAAUCUUUAAAAAUAUAUAUAAAUAUUUGACAUGCAAAUACGAUUUUUGUGGUAGUACCUCUUGAAGUUAGUGAAAUUUUUCUUUCACGUUGAAGCGUGUUAAAAACUCAAGUACCCACAAGGAGUUUUCCUCUUUAGAAUUGUCACUCUAACGCAUUCCAGGUGUUCACAUUUUCAUCAUACCUGCAGUACAAAUUGACAUUUUUCUAUAAAAUUAGAGAUGGUGUGCGUGUAUAUGUGUGUGUGGAAAAAUUGUAUCUAGAAGUUUUCUUGAUCCCAAACAUUUCCACAUAAAACUCGUUCAUAAUGCUCGAGGCAUUAAGUUUGCACUACAUUUUCAAAUUCGAAAGAAGUGGCCUCAGGGUAAUAAGGCCGAAACUUUCUUCACAAUGUGUUAUGAUAGAACUGACAAAUGUAUUCUGAUUACUCAAUUUAAACACAGUGGAACUUCAAAGUGACGACAUG
Messenger RNA from Gryllus bimaculatus (two-spotted cricket), 7687 nucleotides. The record is from the annotation of a GenBank genome assembly. Lineage: Eukaryota; Metazoa; Arthropoda; Insecta; Orthoptera; Gryllidae.